GACUUGUUAGUCAUGUCUGUAACCUGUUCACCGAAACUGCCACACUGUGCUUGGAUAGGAGCAAUAAAAACAACAAGGAGAUGGCAGCCACACUGCUGUUCUCCCUGCUCGAUAUACUGCAUGGCAUGCUGACCUACACAUCCAGUGUCGUUCGGCUGGCUUUACAGGCCCAGAAGUCUGGCUCAGGAGGGGACACUCAGGCUGCAGAAGACCUGCUGCUGCUCAGCAAACCACUGACAGGCCUCAUUAGCCUGCUCCUUCCGCUGCUUCCUAGUGAGGACCCCGAAAUUUUUGAUGUUUCAUCCAAGUGUCUGUCUAUACUGGUUCAGCUGUAUGGAGGCGAAAACCCAGAUAGCCUGUCUCUUGAAAAUCUGGAAAGUUUUGCUGACUUACUAGUAUCCAAGGCAGACCCAAAGGAGCAGAGGCUUCUGUUGAGGAUUCUCAGAAGAAUGAGAGCUUCUUGUGCCUUGUUAGGCUUAAUUGCAUGGCCACCAAGAGCUGGAGCCUCUGGUGUUGUCUCAUCUGUGGCUCUGGGGCAUCCUGGGGAUGGGCUGUGUCACUUGCUUUCUCCAUUACCAUUACAAAGGCUGGAGAAUGUCCAGGACACAGCUGCAGAGAAUUACACUGAAGACUGCAUCAUGGCACAGAAACCUUCCAGGAACAGAGCAGCCCAGCAGGGCUCUGCUCUCUCGGUGCCUGGAUCUCCAAACCUCUGA
Molecule: messenger RNA, 716 nt
Organism: Castor canadensis (American beaver)
Lineage: Eukaryota; Metazoa; Chordata; Mammalia; Rodentia; Castoridae
Source: RefSeq, a predicted model, not a curated record